Limulus polyphemus (Atlantic horseshoe crab) is the source of this 3686-nucleotide messenger RNA. Its product is annotated as transcription factor Sox-3-like. The transcript is spliced from 2 exons. Gene Ontology annotation, molecular function: RNA polymerase II cis-regulatory region sequence-specific DNA binding; DNA-binding transcription factor activity, RNA polymerase II-specific. Gene Ontology annotation, biological process: regulation of DNA-templated transcription; anatomical structure morphogenesis; cell differentiation. The coding region runs from base 385 to 1380 and encodes 331 amino acids. NCBI's taxonomy places the organism in Eukaryota, Metazoa, Arthropoda, Merostomata, Xiphosura, Limulidae. The record is from RefSeq and is a predicted model, not a curated record.
AGAAUGAAGAGUACUUGAACGGGCUGGACGUUUCGCUCAGACUAGUUUUCGUCUUAAGUAACUUGUGUUUAACUGAAAGCCACACCGUCUGCUGUACUUAGCAUUUUCGCAAAAGAGAAUUUGAAGAGCACUUUGUUUUGAAGUAGGGAGAAAUUGUGAUCUGAACUUUGUUAUGAUGAUAAGUGCCUGAGCCAGCCUGAACCUUUCUAGGCUACAUAAGGACCUUUUCCGUAUUUGGACGUCUGUUUCUGUCAGCUGUGUGGGCUCGUACCAGCCGCCAACGUGGCUACGCUGGAUCGAGAUUAUUCAUUCUACCACCCAUUUGGGGUGGUCGGCCCGGGUGUAGGUACGGGCCACCAUCAUGGAAUCGAGCAUGAGCUGAAAAUGACCGGUAGUCUUCCAUCAGUCCAUAGUCAUAGUUCUAUACCUAUGAUCGCUAGUACCUCGCCAGCCUCCUCACCGCCCUCACACGGUCACAUCCACAAUAAUGAAAACUGCGGAGACAUAGGACCGUCUGGUGGGGACAGCAAUAAGAACAAGAAAGACGCAGACAGAGUGAAACGACCCAUGAAUGCUUUUAUGGUUUGGUCCAGAGGUCAGAGAAGAAAAAUGGCCCAAGAAAAUCCGAAAAUGCAUAAUUCUGAGAUCAGUAAAAGGUUGGGUGCUGAGUGGAAACUGCUAUCGGAGGCCGAAAAACGGCCCUUUAUUGAUGAAGCGAAACGGCUGCGAGCCGUGCACCUGAAAGAACACCCAGAUUAUAAGUACCGGCCUCGUAGGAAAAACAAGACCUUGAAGAAAAAAGACAAAUACCCACUAGCUACAGGAUUGCUUACGCCGGACAGCCGGACUCCCGUGCAACAGGUCAGUCGGGAGAUGUACCAGAUGAACAGCUAUAUGCCCAAUGGUUACCCCACCAUGAUGCACGAAGCAUACCAACAACAUGCGGCAGCUGCAGCUUCUUACGGGUCUCAAAUUGUGGCCAACAGUGCCCUCUACUCUCGAUAUGAAAUGCCCCCGCUGUCCACACCGAUAACCACAUGCUCUAACAUGAAUAUGCCUUACUUGAACGGUACAUCCCACUAUUCCAUGCCCAUGUCAUCCUACUCGCCCAUGCAAACUGCCAGUCCCAUGCCUGCCCCAUGCCCCAUCAAAUUGGAACCGAACCACAGCCCUGGGGCCCAGACCCCUCCAUGUGCUAUGUCAGCGGCAGUGGCCGGUAGAAGACCAGGAUGCACUUCUGACCUCCGUGAUAUGAUCAGUAUGUAUUUACCUGGUGAUGGAAAUAGCGACCCCAAUGUCCAGAGACUUCAACUGCAAAGUCACUACCAUCAUCAACCCGAGCCCAUGGUGGCCGGUACCAUGCCUUUAACACAUAUGUAAGUAUUGGGUGAGUUUGGAUAGCGACUUAUUAAUCAGACGUAUUCACAGAUCUAGUGGAGAUACAGACAAUCAGGCUGAUUCAUUACCACAAAUCAGAUUAUGUGCGCAUUUCGUGAUAACAACGAGACGUCAAAGACUAACAGAGAUAUUGAAUAUAUCUAUUUCCUCGUCUUGUUUCCGUCGUGUUCCGGCUGCACGUAAGUAGCCUCAGCUUACGCAGAGGUUCAAUUCAAUAAGUGUUUUUCAAAAGUACUUGUGUGUAUAUAUAAAUAUGAAUAUAUAACCUUGCACGUGCACGGAGGACAUAUUUUCUGUUGUUGUUUUUUUUUGUAAAGCAGAACAAAAAAAACAAAAAGAAGAAAAAGAAAGCGUUAUUUCUUCAAGAAUAAUGGCUGAGUACGUUACUGUUACAACUGGGACAAGGGUAGUUGUAGCUUGUCUAGAGCGAGCUCUUGCGGCGAGUUAACAACGCUUCGAGACGUGUAAAGUAGCUAUUAAGUAUACUGCAGAUGUAGUUCCUGUUAUAGUGAUAGAUAUCAGCGAAUGACAUGCUUGGGACGAGUACGGUUAACUCUCUAUCACUGUUCAACAACUUCCUUAUAGCUAAACUUAAAGGGAAACCAUACUGGGCUAUCUGCUGUGUUCACCGCGGAGAAUCGAACUCAGAACUUUAGUGUUGUAAAUCCGUCAACUUACCACUAAUCCAGCAGGGAAACAGUACUGAAGGAAGGAGGAGGAAUGGGUAAAAACUAGCACAUGAACUUGGAUAUAGACCUACAAUAAAUAAAUACUUCCGUUGAUCAGUGAGUAUCCAGUAGUAUCAUUGUGUGUGGAUUAUUAUAACCUUUGAUCCUAGCAAGCUACAUGUAUAGAUCAGAACUAAAACAUAUGUCUAAUAACUAACGUAGCUAUUUAAAUAUAAUGUUCAAACUAUAGUAGAGGCAUAUGGAGAUGAUAAGAAGUGGACAAUUCUGUAGGAAAUCCCAUAUGUUCAUGGAUAUGUACAACUAAACAUCGCUUGGUUGCAGCUACCACACAUGAAUAUGAAUAAAUAAUCCAUGAACGAAGUGGGAAUCGGUAUGUAGUCACUUAAGAUGAAAAAAUAGUCCAUUAACAUAUACAAGCACGGUAUUUAGUUAGCUCAAAACUUAUGUUCUUAGUCAUUGAAACAGUGUGCCUCUAUAACAAAGUUAUACGUUAUUUAAAAAAUGUUAGGGAUAAACCACUAACUGGUAAUGAACGGAUCCUGAGAUUUUAAAAUAGAUGCAUAUAUAUGAUCUGUCCGCAACAAACUAAUUUAGAUGUUCACUUUGUCAACAUGCUUAGAAGAUCGCUAACUGAAAUACAUAGCAAUUAAAUCUGCAAAUUCUUAGACAUGAAGAAAAACAAAAUUUGCCUGUUCAAUUAAACAGACGUACUUAAAUCAUUGUGCUAAUUCCUAUAAUAAGAUAUAUAACCCUUUACUUAUUUUUUGUUAAAUACACAUAAACUAAUAGGUUGUCAUCCAUUAAUUAAAAUGUUUAUGCAAUAGCAAGUGAUUGAUUGACUCGGUGUUCUUGUUGAAAUGGAUUUUACAUUUAAUCGUUAGACCAUUAGACAAGAGACAUCGGGUUUUCGAUUUUCAACUCAAAUAAAGAAAGGCAGUUGAAAAUUGAUCGGAAUCAUACUUGAUUGUUUCAGAGUGUUGGGUGUGUAUUCGAGGGCUAGUAGUGCCAAUCAUUUUUACUCGCCAGUUCAGUUCACACCAAAACCUGUCUUUAUCUGCUUGUCAUGCACUAUGGUUUUUAUUCAAUUGCUAAUCACAACCCUAGGAACAGUUCACACAGUCACAGAACAUCUUGUUCUAAGGCUGUACUCAAUCAGUUCUAUCUACCAAUCUAUUUACGGUGUUAAUAUUUAUGAAUCUAUGUAUGAUUAACCUAUUGACUGUAUACUAUAACACUUAUCAAGGAGAUACGAUUAAGAGUUGUAUUUAAAGGACUACCAGACAAUAUUAAAUAUGAUCUAUAUAUGUAAUCAGUAAUUAAGUGCCUACAUGGAAGUUCUUUGUAUUAUAUCAAGACAUCUUCCACAACAUUUAUAUCUACUUUUUAAAAAGCUAAGUAUGAUUAUAUAACAACAGAACCGACUUAAGAGUAGUAACAACUCAUAGUAGCAUAUUUAAUAUGGGAAGAAGCGUCUGUCAAAUUAAAACUGUGUAGAUAAUUAUCCGUGUUCUGUGUAUGUUUUAAACUGUACUCAUUGAUAAUUGUAUUAUAAUUUAUGAUCUGUGUAUUUUUAAACUGUACUAAUAAAUAAAUGUAUUA